AUGGGCGUGAACGGCGCGACUAUCGCCAACGUCCUGACCGCCCGGCACCCCACCCAGCUUCAAGGCGCCCCUGCCUCGAACACCGCGUCCCCGCCAGCUGGUGCUGCUGCCCCUGCUAGCGACCCUGCUCCUGCUGAAGUUGAGCCUGCUACUGCUGCCAUCUCGGCGAGGCGCGAUGUCAAGUUAGCCUCACAGAAUCCUACGAUUCGCAAGGUUCACGUUCACGCCCGUCAGGAUUUGAAUGACCCCAUCGUCGACACAACCACCGACACUGACUCAGCGGACGCAGAUGACGACGACACCGCCGCCGAAGCCGAUCCUGACGUCGAUGGUGCAGCUGCAGACACAACAGACACCACAGCUGUGACUCGUGCGGUUCACGCACGUCAAGAUGAAGAUGAUACCGUCGACCCAACCACCGCCAACGAUUCAGAGGACGCAGAUGAAGGUGCUGCUACCGAAGACGAGUCCGGCGUCGAAGACGCAGCUACAGAGGUGACGGAGACCGCAGACGGCCCUCCGGCCGCUCAAGUCUCUGACGUGGAAUCCCUCGACACCCGCGGCCAAUUUUCCACGGACAACAACUCAUCCGAUGUUGGGGGUUUAAAGGGUCUGGCGACAUAA
Molecule: messenger RNA, 624 nt
Organism: Cyclocybe aegerita
Lineage: Eukaryota; Fungi; Basidiomycota; Agaricomycetes; Agaricales; Hemipholiotaceae
Source: the annotation of a GenBank genome assembly